Molecule: messenger RNA, 692 nt
Organism: Cucumis melo (muskmelon)
Lineage: Eukaryota; Viridiplantae; Streptophyta; Magnoliopsida; Cucurbitales; Cucurbitaceae
Exons: 2
Coding region: 48-488 (146 amino acids)
Source: RefSeq, a predicted model, not a curated record
UUAAGCUCUUUCCAAACCCCACCACCCUUUAUCUAAUCGGCCACACUAUGGACUCUUCUCCCUUUCUCACUCUUCUUCUCCUUCUCUCUUUCGCCGCCGCCGCCGAAGUAGCAUCAGCUCGCCCCCCUGGAUUUCUCUUCUCAAGAACUACAGGAAGAUGCACUGCGCAGUUCUGGAGUAGUAGGAGUGAGGCUUGGCCACGGAUGGCGCCGGAGUCCGCUACAGUGGCGAAAAUUUUCGGAUCGAGAGCUCGUGAACGGUAUGGAUCUGAGAUGACUUUAAUGGAAGCGGCGGGGGGUGCGGAAGAGGAGGUGUUCGGUAGAGUAGUGAAGGAAGCAACUGCAGCGUUGUUGAAUUCGUAUGCUAGAAGAAGGGAUUUUCCAUAUUCGGCUUGGGAAGUGAAGACAUUGUUGAUCAAAGCAUUGGUUUCUAAAGAGGCUGCUGUUCUUCAGUCUCAACGUUUUGCUUUUGCUAAUGAGUCUUGUUAAUUAGUGAGUUAGUUCCAGGAGACAACCUUAGAUAACCUUAUCUAGCGGUUCCUCGUAGUAAAUAAAUGUUGGAAGAUUAGAUGGAGUAUUCGUCAAUACGUUGAUAAUCUUUAUCGAUGGAUGUUUGAUUCGUAUCCGAUUGAAAGAAGUGGUGAAAUAUUAGUUUAUGAAUAUUAAUCAUAUAAACACCUCUUUCACAACAAA